Chanos chanos (milkfish) is the source of this 1080-nucleotide messenger RNA. RefSeq names its product germ cell-specific gene 1-like protein. The record is from RefSeq and is a predicted model, not a curated record. The transcript is spliced from 6 exons. The coding region runs from base 1 to 1080 and encodes 359 amino acids. Gene Ontology annotation, cellular component: plasma membrane. NCBI's taxonomy places the organism in Eukaryota, Metazoa, Chordata, Actinopteri, Gonorynchiformes, Chanidae.
AUGCUGAACCACAUGUCCCGCCGUUCCCGUUCGCUGCUGUCUCUUUCUCUCACCUCCCUGGCUCUCGCUCUCUCCGUCCUGGCCUUCUGCACCUCCUACUGGUGUGAGGGGACGCAUAAGGUGGUCAAACCGCUGUGUCUCUCGCCCGUCAAGAUGAAGAACUGCGGCCAGAACAACAGCGAGCCGUACACCACAGAAGCCCCCACCCCAGAUCCCAGGGGUCCAUCCAAUCGGACAAUAUCGCCAAAGCGUAGGGAGGAGCUUGCAAAGAUUCGACAGAGGCAAUUGGCCAACGCUGUGCACUACAUUUGGGAAACGGGCGAAGACAAAUACACGUUCCGCUACUUCCACACGGGAUUCUGGAAAUCGUGUGAAAAACACACAGACGGUGAAAGAUGCCGUCGCUUCGUUGACCUCACUCCCGGAGAAACGCACGGAGUGCUAUGGUUGUCCAUAGUGUCUGAGUUCAUGUAUAUCAGUUUUUUGGGCAUUGGUUUUCUGCUGAUGUGGUCUGAAGUUCUGUGUUCUCGUAAAGAGAUGCAUGCCCUGAAAAUCAAUGCCUUCGCCGCCAUCUUCACCGUCCUCUCUGGUCUGAUGGGUAUGGUGGCCCAUAUGAUGUAUACGACAGUGUUUCAGCUGACUGUGAUUGUGGGGCCUAAAGACUGGAGACCCCAGACAUGGGACUAUGGCUGGUCCUUCGCGAUGGCGUGGGUGUCGUUUAGCUGCUGUAUGUGUGCUGCUGUUCUCACUCUGAACUCCUACACAAAGACGAUCAUCGAACUCAAACAUCGACAGCGACUUCGACUGGAGGAGGCCCGCGCCACCAGCCACGCCCCUUCCUACGACGAGGUGGUCCCAGGGGGCGGGCUCUACUCGAUCAGCGGCCUGCUGCAGUGCCCGGGCGGGAUGAUCGACUCGGUGUGGACGGCAAACGGCGGCGUGGGCGUGGCCGGGGAGGGUGACGUGCCCACUCUGGUGCUGGUGGGGGGGUGCGGACCGGAAGGGUGUGAAGACUGCGAGAGAGAGAUGGACGAGAUGGAGGGGGCGAUGGAGAGAGAGGGAACAGACUCGCCGUGUUAG